GCACAUUGUGUGUAUUUUCCCUGGAGCAAACAGCUGUGUGUGAGAGAGAGUGUGUGUGUGGACUAAGCAUUAUUCAUCAGGGGGUUCGCAUCUCUGCGAGUGAGUUGUUUAGCUCGGCCAUCUGAAGGGCUGGUACAAAGAAUAUUCCUCCUGCUUACUUCAUCUCUCUCUCUCUCCUCUAUCUUCGGAAGAGGACUGCAUCUAAAGCUGAUACUACCGGGGUGAAGUCUGUGGGUAGAAAACGGUCUGACACGGGGGAUACUCUAAGCGAUACGUCUGGUGACAUCACAGACAUGGAUGCAGAACCAGACAGUGAUGUUGAGCAGGACUUGGACCAGAUGCUGGGAACAUGGCUCGGGGAACUGGAAACUAUAACACAGUCAAUUGAUGCAGACAUACAUGUAGGUCAGCAGAGCCAACCAGCCCCUCUGCCUCCACAUCAGUCAACCCUCGGCUCAUUAGACAACUUCAGCUUCUCUGCUUUCCAGCUAGCUCCGUAUGGCAUUGGUACUUCUACAGCAGACAGUAACACAUUAGAAGAAGACCAAGAUGUCGAUCUUGAUGCCCUACUCGGCGACCUCUGCCAAAUGGAGAUUGACCUCCAGCAAAAGAUUGAUGAGUCCAGCGCAAACUCGGCCUCCAAGACUUUAUCAGCGCCCCCUCCCACAUUCAAACCGACACCACCACCCGAUACGGACACCGGCCGUCUGCCCCCGCCACCGCCCAUGCCAGAUAUUAGUGAACAGGACGGUAUGGAGGAUGAUCUUCCACCCCCGCCACCGAUGAAUGGUGAGGCCAGGAUGCCCCCACCGCCAGAAGACUUCCCUGCACCUCCAGAGGAAGGUGCAACCACUCCGGUGUCACCCACACCGACGCUUACACCAACACCCGGCGCCCUAGAUUCGCCCAUGACACCGACGACGCCAACACCAAGGCACACGGCACCGGUGCCUGCUCCAUCGGCACCGGCACAGAGGUCGGUGCACCACACCCAACCAACGACACACUUAGACUUCAGCGCCGCCAAUGGUAGUGUCAGAGCACCUGAUGUUAGUGUGACCUCACCUACGUCACCAAGCCCUACGGCUAGCUAUGCAGCGUUUGGAUUACCACCAGAUCAGUUAACACAGAGCGUGAGGGUGAAACUCAAGGACCUGGAGUCGCAGUUAGAGCUGGAUCCCAGUCUCUCGGAGGAGGAGAAAGCCGCCAAGCUGAAGUCGGAGAAGAUCAAAAUAGCCCUGGAGAAACUCAAGAAAGCUAGGGUGCAGAAGCUGAUCGUGCGAGUAUACAUGGAGGAUGGAAGUUCCAAGACGAUGUUUGUUGACGAGACGAUGAGAGUUAGGCAAGUCAGUCACAUGCUGGUAGAGAAGAACCAUUUGGAUGAGAGACCAGAUUGGACUAUCAUUGAACAGAUUCCAGAUCUCUUAAUGGAGAGAGCGUUGGAAGACCACGAGCAUCUGGUGACAGACGUGAUGCUGAACUGGAAGAGAGAAACAACCAACAGAAUCCUCUUCCAGGAAAGGAGAGACAAAUAUGCAAUCUUCAAGAACCCACAGAACUUCCUUCUCUCCCAGCAUGCAUCAGAGGUGGCGACGCAGUUCGCCGAGAAGUCGAAGCAGUCUCUGAUCGAGGAGUUCUUCAACGCCGGGAACCGAAUCCCCGAGAUUGAGGGCCCCCUCUGGCUGAAGCAGGAAGGCAAGAAGUCGUGGAAGAAACACUAUUUCGUCCUCCGAGGAUCCGGUCUCUAUUACUCACCCAAGGGAAAAUCCAAGUCCACCAAAGACAUUGUUUGUCUUGUGCAAUUUGAACACACCAAUGUCUACAGCGGCAUGGGUUGGAAGAAGAAGCACAAGGCACCGUCAGAUCAUUGCUUUGCUCUCAAGCAUCCUCAAAUCCAGCAGAAAUCCAAAUACAUCAAGUACCUGUGUGCUGAAGACUAUAGGACAUGUCAGAGAUGGAUAGCUGGAUUAAGAUUAGCCAAGUACAAUAAGAUCCUACUCGAAAAUUUCAGCGACACGCAGCGUGAGAUGACGGAGUAUGCUUCCAGCGCUGAAAGUAUGUCACAAUCUAGCAGUCUGACUGAUACUGCUUCCCUCUCAAGUAUGCAGUCUAGCUCUAGCUCACAGAGCUCAGGCAGUCUCCCCGCAACUCAUGGGUCCAGCCCCAGCAAUAGCAUCACAGCCAACCUCAACGCGCCCCUGGUCCUGCCUCCAAUGACCGCCCAGUAUCGCAAGAGCAGUAUGGGUAAUAUGUUUUCCAACGCCUGGAAAAAAGGGCAGGAGGCCGAGACGCAUCACCAACUGUCUAUGCAUAGGGAGCGCUACAGCACCCGUUCCUCCUCUCUACCAUCAGGCAGGAUUUUAGACGAGGAGCCACCUCUUGAUAAUCGGCCGCAACUCAACAACCAAACGAAAGCCAAUUCUGGCAACACGUUUGACGACCUAGACGUGCAGAAGGCGUUGUACGACCUGGAGAGCGAGAUCUGUGCUAGUCAUCCACCUAACAAUCCCACCCCACAACCUCCUCCUCCUACAACACAGCAGCAGGCAAGUAGUUAUAGGUCACCUGCAUCCCAAACUAUCACUGACAAUAGAAAUAACAGUAACGCCCUAACCCGGGUACAGGUAGUCGCUUUGCAUAACGAUGCCAUCUCGGUGACGGUGGCCGAUUCGGCGGGCGCACGCGGCUCCACGGUGUCAGAUGAGCCGAUCUGGCAGUGCCAGGCCCCCACGCGGUCCAGCUUGCGGAGGAGCUCGGACACGCAGAUAGGUUGCAGGGGAACCCAGGGGAUCAUCGUCUCUGGGAGACAACGGGGCGGAAGCUUGGCGAGUGCAUGCGUCAAGAGGGUCAAGUUUAAAGAAGAGAUAGAGGAGAAGAUACCGGACAAUAGUCCGGGCUUCGAACCCGAGCAUGAGUACAGUUCCUCGCCACCAACCCCUCCUUUGCAUUCCCCUCCUCCGCUUACUAACCCAUCCUCAGCUAAACCCAUCCCUAACCAUUUUGCUUGUACACCAUCUCAUCUGGAUUGCUUGUCACCUCAGCAGAAUGCUACUGCACGAUCCCCUAGUCCUCCCCCACCUUCUUUCUUUACCCAAUGCAUGGCACAAACACCCUCAACCAGUGACUCCCAUCCCUCCUAUUCACAGCAGCUAGGACCUCAAACUCAGGCCAGUGAAUACCACCACCCUUACACCCACACCGCAACUGCUACCAGGGCCCAGCAGGAUGAUAUCGUCUACGGCCAACCCAUGACCUAUGCCGGAGGGCCGGAAAACUACCCCCAGCCCACGCAGGGUAGCCAGGAAAUCGUCGCCAAACAGCAUAAGCUUAUGGAGCUUGAGCAGCAGCAGCAUCAGCUGCAGCAGGAGUUGCAGCAUCAGAAACUGCAACUGGAAAAGCAGAUUCAGCAGCAGCAGCAAGACCAACUCAAGCAGCAGCUGCAACACCAGCAGCAGUUGCAGCAACAGCGGCAGGAGCAGGAGAGGAGACAGCAAGAUUUGCAGAGGCAGGCUUCUGAAAGAGCUUAUCAGCAGCAACAGCAACAACUUCAGAGACAUUUAUCAAUGGAGAGGUCGCAGCCACAGCAACCACAAUCAAUGCAGAGGCAUGUGUCAUUUGAUGCAGUUAGAUCUCCACCAUCACCGCAACCACAAAUUCAGAGGCAUGUUUCUUUUGAAAGGCCUCCGUCGCAGCAGCAACAGCAGCAGCAAUUGCAGCCACAGAUUCAGAGACAGACAUCAGUUGAUCGGGCACAACAGGGACAGAAUCUGAGGCAAGCCAAUCCUGUCUUUCUAAAUGAACUCAGUAAUGCGCUUAAACCCAGACAGCCCGUUCCAUUGCCUGGCAACAGACAAACUGUGGCUACCACCCAACCUUCACAACAACCCCCAAAAUCUCAGUCUCCACCCCGCUCUCCAGCCCACCACAACAACCAACACUAUCAACCCCAACCCAACUCUUCUCCUUCUCCUUCUUCUUCUCCGUCCCCUCGUCAUCAUUACCAGACCCAACAAUCACACCCUCCUACAAACCACCAACCUGUCAGUCAGAGUUACUCCCAACCCUCGCCCCAACCACACCCACAACUUCAGCAGUCUUUCUCUCAACCACGCUCUCCCCAGCCACACUCUCCGCAACACCAGUCUUACCACCAGCAGUCCCCGUCCCACGCCCACGUCAAUGUACGAGACAAGCCCCCACCAUCGCCCAAACCCAUCUUGGCAAACAAAGUGCCCCCUCCCAUGUCCCCCAAACCCAUGUCUCCAAGACCGAUGGUCAACCAGAAGCCAAGCGUCCCACGUCCUGUGGUCUCUCCAAAACCCAGUGUCCAUGGGGACAGGCCACUCCCCAUGUCGCCCAAGCCCUCACCCAAGCCCUCUCCCAAGCCCUCCCCUAAACCUAUGGCCAAACCGGUGCACGUAAACAACAUGCUCCCUCAAGGUAACGCCUAUCCUCCAAACUCAUAUGGUGUGCCAAUGAGCCCUAGCAACUCGUCUGUGAGCUCCACUUCCACGCCCUCCCCAUCCCCCUCUUCCAGUUACAGAUCACCCCCUUUCCCUAGCAACAACAAUGCCCCGCCCCAGAAGGCCUCUAGGCCGCCUCCCCCACCAAAGAGAAGCGACACGACAAGGCUGAGCACUAUUGGUUCACCGACGAAAACAAAGAAGAUACCCCCUACCCCACCCACAAGGAUUACUUGAUAGUUUCAUCCCCCCCCCCCUCCCUCCGGCCGAUUACCCCUAUGUGUACACGGCAUGUUUCCCUUAUCCUAAACCUCGUUUGAUGUUUUCAUACUCUUACCAUGUAAUGCUAUGCUGUGAUUUGAUGUAAUUUCAACUUCUUACCCUUCCCCCAACCUGAAACCUAGUCAACCCCCUACCCCACCACCUUCCAGUAAAACCCUUAAGCUUUCAUGAUCAUAUACCUCAAGAUUCCACAAAACCCCAGUGUUUGACGUGUUCCCGCGUGUGUUUUGUGCUUCUAUAACCUUCACAAAAAGAUGUGUUUCCACUCGAAAGAAAGCAAUGAUCUUAUUUGUGUAAGUGUGAUGUAUAUAUUGCAGCACUCAUAAGAAUUCAUGCCAUGCAAAAUAAAAAUCGGACUUUGGAAAGAAGUUGUAAAGCUUACACACGCAGCAAUUUUAUUCUGUCAUUUUGCACAGCUAAUGACAAGUGUACAUAGGAAAUAAAAGUAAUAUAACAUAACACAAUUCUAGCAUUUUUGUAUACAUGUAGAUUGUUUGUACACACGAACCAGAUAAACUACUAAUGUUUUUUAUUUGAGAGAGAGAUUAUUAAUAUAUAAUGAUGCACCCAUUGCAAUGUGUAGAAUUUUAUUUAUACUUAAUUCGUUACUUGCCAUUUUUGCUCACAAAUGUGCAAUUUUUACCAAGGUACACAGGUUUAGUAGAUGUAGAUUCAGAAUUUAGUUGAAAUGGUAGAAAUUUUGUUGAAAAUGAAGCUUUAUCAUCAAAUGUAAAGAGAAUAUUUUAGCAGCUGGGCUGAUAGUUCCCUGACCUUUCAGUAGCAGAAGAGUGGCCAACUUAUGUUUAUAGAUUAUUUUUUAUGUUAUGAAGAGAAUUUCAUAUUUACAUGUUUUUAUUUUGUAGUAACUUAGAAAGUAUAGCAAAAUUGUAUUUGGUUCUAUUUUGAUAGAAAAAUAUUUAGUUUCUGUUUUCUGAUGUUUCAAAUGUGGACAAAAAAUAUAAUUAAAGAGGAAUUCAAUUCUUUAGAAAUGCACAUUAAUAUGGGCUCUGCUUUUUUCUUUUUCUUUAUUUGAAUUGUUAAUCUGAAAUAUAGGAAUUGCUUUUUUUAUUUAUUUUUUAUAGCAAAUUGCUUUUUCCAACCUUUUACCUGUAAAAUUGCAUGACAAAUGUGUAUUCUAUGAAGAAAAGAAAGAACUUUGCAAUGUGUCCAAUUCGUUCAGAAAGAAUUCUACAAAUGUAUUACAACUACAACCAGAAGCUGUCAGCUCAAACUUUUAGCUGAAUACAAUUGAGUUUUAAUUCCCCUUUAGUCAUUAUGAUGGCAAUAAUUUCCUCAGUUGUGUCAGAUCUGUUGUUAUUUACCAAUGUUAUGAUCAUCGAUUGAUGCAGAGCAAGAUUCUUUCUGAAAUAUUGUAUAUGCUCAAGAAAUGAGCGCCUAAACCAUUUAGAAAACAUUUAAUUUACAAAGUUCAAUGCUGCACUUCAUGUACUUAAUGUGAGACAUUACCAAAAAUAGAAAUUUGUAGAAGGAUGAUUGAAAAAUAACCCUUCAAACUAGGGAUUGUUUACUCUUUAUUAAUUUCCUUUAAAACAGUUUAGCUUUUUCUGUUAAUUUCACAACUUUAUGCUCUGAUGCUGUACACUAAAGUAGUAUCGGUAGUUGAUAAAUGGAGGGAUUUCAUGAAAAUAUGCAAUUGGUGCUGUCAUAAAUGUACAAUGAUACAUAUUAAUAUCAUGAGUGAUAAUCUGAAAGAAAGUGAGGAAAGAAAAUGCAUUUUGUCAACUUUCUUGAAUCCAUGAGUCUGACUUCUUGGGCAUCCCAGAGAAUCUUGUGAUGUAUCCUCUAUUUAGAAUAAACACAUGUUUCUAUGGGAUGUUUGUGAACUUAGACCUGUGACUGUUUCAAGAAACUGGCCCCAGAUACUUAUAUGAGUUAAUAUAUUCACAUUAUCUUCUUCAUGUACAUCCACUUACACCAUCACCCUCAAAAUCAUCAUCAUGAUUCUUAUUUUCUCAAUUCUAUUUCUUCUGAAAUUCUUCUCUUUCUUUCAUUGGGUAUCAUUACCUGAUAAUACACUGCUAUCACACUUUCUGUUGAAUUUUAUCUUUAUCAUCAUCAUCAUCAUCAUCAUCCUUAUCAACAUCAUCAUCAUUAUCAUUAUCAUCACCAUCAUCCUCAUCAUCAUUGUCUUCUAUUAUCAACACCAUUGAAUAUUCUCUGUAUUUUUUCUCAAGUGUAGUUGUAAACAACAUACACUAUACUGCUUCUAAUAGGUGCUAUAUUGAUGUAGUCUGUAAUUAUAGUAGAAUUGAAACCACUGUGGUCCAAAUUCCAACUUUGACUGGUAUUGGAAUGCUUUGAUAUGUUCAUUACAAAUUGAGAAACCGAAAACAGAUCACAAUUCCUUCCAUCGCAUAGUUCUCAGUGAAUUUUUAUCUGAAAAAGGGAAAGGAAUACAUUACCAUUCUAUUAUUUUACUUCUUAUUCUAAGAUUUUUUUUUUAAAGAAAGGUUUUUAGGAACAGAGAGAUCAUUCCUUUACUAUGAAUAACAGUUUUAUUUUAAACUAGAGCUAUAUACCACAUGUUCAUUAAAACAUCAAUUACAUGUUACUGAUAUGUGUGACAGCUUGGUGUGACAUAUUUUUGCACAUUUGUUUCAAUGAGUGUUCAGUGAACCAACAUUGAAGAAAAAAAGUAGAAAAGGGCAGCUAUCUUGAUCUCAUAUACACCUCCCCCCCCCCCCCAUCCCAAAGCUUAAAUGCAAUGUUCUUCAUCGAUAUAUACAAAUAUUUAUUCCCUUUGUUAAGUCCGACAUAUACAUUUAAAGUAAUCAUAUGUGAUCUGUUUCUCCCCAGUCCCAUGCAUGUCAUUGCAUGUCUGUUUUGCCAAGAGACAGUUUAUCAAUAUUAAUGGUCUGUAUGUGAUGAAUGUAUUCUCUCAAUCCAAUACCAACCAAAGUUCGAAUUGGUCCACCAGUGUCGGUUUCUUAUUAUGAUAUUUUCUAUAUGUGUACAUACAGUACAGCUUGUACAUACUGUGUAUUUUCUAUAUGAACAUAUCCCUAUUUUAGACGGAUAAUGUGUACAAUGUAAAUUGAAUGUUUUGUGUAUAACCUAAAAUUGGCUCCUUGUUGAUUUCCAUUUUUAUGUCUAAACUAUUCAGAAAAUUGUAAUCGAUGCUCUAGAUUUUUUAGAUUGACAAGAUUAAUUUAGGGAUCAGUAUAUCCCUCCAAAAUGGUAAAAGUUGCUUGUAAAUAUGAGCAGUUGGGUAGCACCACGUCUUUGAUAUGAUAGACUGAUGAAGCUGAAAGAUGGAAGGAAAACAAGAAAACUAGAUUAAUAUAUUUUUGUCUUUGAAAAUAGAAUAUUUUUUCUUUCAUCAGUGAGCGUGAUGAACAGUUUUAUUCAUUGCUGAAAACUUAUCAUUGGAAAUGAUACUUCUAGGCUUUCUUUGUUUUGACAUUUUAACAUUUGAAAUAUUUAAAAAGAUUAUGUUUUAUGAACCUUAAUGAUAUUAUAAUGACAUCUCACCUUGUACAAAUUCACAUCAUGUUUUCAUUUUGUUAGUAAACCAUACAGUAGUUUUAUUGAUGGAAUGGCACGUACCCCUAACAGGAGAAAGGGUUUGUGGGACUGUAGUGUAAUGUUUUUAUGGAUCUGAUUGAUUUUAUGCAAGAGUUAUUUUGGUAUAUUAAUAUAUAUUACUUUGAGUUUUAACAACUUUUAUAUUAACUAUAGUCUGUAAGAUAAUGUAUAUACUCAUUGAUAAGAUAUAUCCAUAAUUAUAUAGUAAGUAUGAAUUUGCGAUAUCUCAACAUUACAAGAAAACGUACGGUUAGUCAGAAAUGACACUGCAAUAUAACAUUCUUGAUGUCAGAGGCGAUGACUAUGUUAAUCAUGAUUAUAAUUGAUAUUCCAAUAACCAUGGAUUAUGCUAACUGUACACAAACUGCACAUAGAGGGCGUGCUUCCUUGAUUGGAAGUGAUACGACCUUUGACAUUUUUAUCUGCUCUUUUGUCUUGCAAGUUCAAAUAGAAAUAUGUAUCUCAUCAUUGGCAACUAUAACUUUUUUAUCUUUAAACCAUCACUCUUCAAAGAAAUUAAUUUACACAGGAAGGAAGAAAUAGAGGAAUUGCAAAGUAAAUGUUGUGAUGAUAUUAAAGUCUUUUGACAUCUUAUCAGAAGAAAGAAGUUGAUACAAAGCAUUUGAUAUUAAGAUGAAAGUGUAUAUGAAGAGAAAAAUAUGAAGGUUUUUGCAUCAUGAGGCAGUUGUAGCCAUAAAUCUGCUGUUUUCUUCUAUAAUUUGUUAUCACUAAAAUGAGACCACCUGGGACCUUUUUCACAAAGCUUUUUUUCAAUGGCAAAUGACAUAAAUCAGUGACAAAUCUGCUGAUAACCAAUCAGAAGCAAGGAUUUCAGUAGCUUAUAACAAAAACUGUCAUUUGUCACUGAUGACAAGUUUUGUGAAAUGGGGCCAGGAUUGCUAUGCUAUUCUUGUAUGAUACAAUGAAAAUAUAUGCCACAAGCCAUGAUAAGAUGAAAACCA
Molecule: messenger RNA, 9253 nt
Organism: Strongylocentrotus purpuratus (purple sea urchin)
Lineage: Eukaryota; Metazoa; Echinodermata; Echinoidea; Camarodonta; Strongylocentrotidae
Product: ras-associated and pleckstrin homology domains-containing protein 1
Exons: 15
Coding region: 294-4700 (1468 amino acids)
Biological process (GO): signal transduction
Cellular component (GO): plasma membrane; cytosol
Source: RefSeq, a predicted model, not a curated record